This is a messenger RNA of Emericellopsis atlantica, 2084 nucleotides long. RefSeq lists its product as uncharacterized. The record is from RefSeq and is a predicted model, not a curated record. Bases 96 to 2084 code for a protein of 662 amino acids. The transcript has 4 exons. Lineage: Eukaryota; Fungi; Ascomycota; Sordariomycetes; Hypocreales; Bionectriaceae.
CAACAAUCUUACGUCGGCCUCUUCAACUAUUAAGCACACUUCAUCACCCCCAUCAGUAUUUUAUCGAAACACCAUCCGCCCAUCAAACAGAGACGAUGGCCGAAAACGAGGUUACCGAGCGAGGCCCCGCCACGCCUCCUGGUCUAUCUCGAACCCACGCCUCCAAUGACCACGCGCAAGAAGAGACUGCGAAGACGACUGUCCGCCCAGACUACGUAACUCUGCCUCACUGCGCGGUGUGCCGCAAGCUGGACCCAACCACCUGCUGUUCCUUUUGCAUGAUGAUAGAGUACUGCAGCGAUGACUGCUUGAAAGCCGACGAACCGAUGCACCGGAUCGUGUGCCGGCAGUUUGAGCCGCCGCAACGCGAGCCCGACUCGAGAGGUGUUCCCGCCACGAACAUUAUCAACGUGGAAGCCAACGAGGGCAUCGAUUUCGCGGGCACCCUGCGCAUCCUGACCACCAGCCGGUUUGGCUUGCGACACAUCAUACGAAGCCUGUCCGAGCAUCCUCUCGAGAGCAAGGCGAAGCUGAAGAUCUACAUCUCCGAGGGCCAUGGCACCCAUUUUGCGCGCACCGUGGCGGCCCUGAUGUGCCUUCUGCCUCGCAAGGGUGAGGAACUAGAAAUGAAGGACAUGUUUCGCAACGCAGAGGCGGCCAUUCAUCUGGCAUAUUCGGCCUGGGUACGGGAGGAUGUCGAGAAAACCCUGCGCGAGGGGGUGUCGGCAAAGCUCAAAUCAACGCCUCUGGCUCGGUGGGAGGAGCGCGAUCGGCGCAAGGCAGAGUUUCCGGAGCUGGGCCUGACGCUCGUGGGCUCGCCGGAAGCAUUCGGUCAUUUGGCGAUGCAUGUGUGCUGCUUGCCCGAGGGACGGCCCGUAUCCAAGGCUGUUUUCAAAGAAUGUCACUUGCGCAGGUCGAUGGACCAUGUGAUGCACUGCGAGGACGAACACAGUACGUGGGAUCGCAUGUACCCUGCGAGAAGGACUGGCUGGUCGCGCUGGUCGAGUGGCGCUGGGGGCGUGCUGCUGCCCCAUGGGCAUCCGAGGAUUCCCGUCUCCAAAAUCAAUCCGAUCUUCUUUGUCGAUGUGGACGUUCGCGGAUUCGCGGCCGAACCGCUGUGCGAAUGGGCUCUCGACGACAUUGUCCACUGUCGUCGAGGUCAUGCAAAAUGUGACACGUACGGCAAGUUCUUCUACUACGUACAGGAGCAAAUGAUACUCUUUCAGGAAGCCUUGCAGACCAACUCUGUCGAGUUCUUUGUCAUUGCGCGAGAAAAGGGGGAUGGUCUCACCGACAACCUGGACAUGCUGGGGCUGGGCUCCGGCGACAAGAUGGACCGCGUCGAGGUCGGCGAAGGCCUACUAGACAAGCAGCCCAAGUCGACCAUGGUCGACAUUAGCAGCGUCCUCAAGCCCUGCCGAGACUCGCCGCAUGCUACCGCAAUGUGCUUGCUGACCCACGAGAGCAUUGCCGGCCAGAUCAGCAAGGACAGCACAGAGACACGGCGCAUGGAGUCACACUAUCUGUUCGAAACGGGGCGGCAGCAGUCAGCGACUGAGGCGGCUUUUACGUCGUCGCGUGCCGAGAUCUGUCAGAUGGUCCACACCUCGUAUGCCAACUGGCCCUUGCUGGCCGUCAAGGAGCUUUCCGUCCCGCCCUUCAUGGCAGAGCGCGCCGAUGGGAGCCAUGGCAGCGUGAUCCUGGAAGGGUUUGCGGGUCUGCGUAUGCGCCGUCGCCAUCGGGUGAUCCGUGACAGAUGGCCUGGCUUCCCCAUGCGUGAUGUCUUCACCCCCACCGGAGACCAUGACAACACUCUCGCGCGUCUCAGGGCCUGGCAGGCGUGUGCCUACCCAGAGGCCCUCCAAUGGGUCGAGUUCAGGAAGGUCCGUCGCUUUCCCAGCCGGGCCGAAUUGAUCGGGCUCUCGACGCAGAAGAGCCAGAAGACGUUUAUGAAGAGAAAGAAGAAGGCGGCGAGGAGGCACAUGGCACGGCUGGGGCCGGUGCGGCUUUUGAACCUUGGAGAGAAUGUCUUGGAACAGGGCUUGGAUUUGGUUGCUCAGAUCAAGUCGAAGAAGAAAAAGUAG